AUGCCUUUGGCCUUGGCCCUGGUGCUUCUCUGGGGGCUGGGCGGCCCCGGGGGCUGGGGCUGCCUGCAGUGCGACCGGUCGGUGUUAAAUGCUCUCGGCCGGCUGCGCUUGACCAUCUUCCACAACAACUUCCACGUGGCAGGGCUGCGGGCGCGCGCGCGGGCCGUGCUGUUGGGCAUGGAGGGGCCUUUCUUCGGGGACUACGCGAAGAACGCCUUCGUCGGGAAAGUGGGCUUGGAUCAACUGGAAAAUGUGGCCACGUCCUUCAAAAACCGGACGCAGCACAUAGACGUUAAGUCUCUGACAGACAGUUCUCUGCUGGAAGAGCUGGUGAGCCUCAGGGAGCAUGGCAUCAUGGAACUAAAGAAGGCGCUCAAAGCCUAUGAAGCAAAAGCCUGUGACCACAAAACUUGUGGCUCGCUCAAAGAGGAAGUCCUGGACUGUUUACAAUGCAAGAAAAUCCCCGCCAAAUGCGUCAAAGAAAAGUUUUGCUUUGUGGAUCAGCAGCCCCGCAUGACUCUAAAGUUCCAGCCUGACGACAAACUGAGGAACAUGGUGUUGAUCGGCGACCUGGUGUCUGUGUUACUGGCUAUCCUGUUGUUCUUGGCCAUCCUGAUUGCGGCUGGUACAUACAGGCAAAACCGGAAACUCCUGCUCAAGUAG
Molecule: messenger RNA, 663 nt
Organism: Psammomys obesus (fat sand rat)
Lineage: Eukaryota; Metazoa; Chordata; Mammalia; Rodentia; Muridae
Gene: Izumo2
Product: IZUMO family member 2
Exons: 7
Coding region: 1-663 (220 amino acids)
Source: RefSeq, a predicted model, not a curated record